This is a messenger RNA of Symphalangus syndactylus (siamang), 1021 nucleotides long. It is a transcript of the gene NPB, whose product is annotated as neuropeptide B. Gene Ontology annotation, molecular function: G protein-coupled receptor binding. NCBI's taxonomy places the organism in Eukaryota, Metazoa, Chordata, Mammalia, Primates, Hylobatidae. The record is from RefSeq and is a predicted model, not a curated record. Gene Ontology annotation, biological process: G protein-coupled receptor signaling pathway; feeding behavior.
GCUGGUGGACCCUUCCCCAAGGGGCAUGAAGGAAAUGAGGACCCCACAAGCCACAUGGACUCUGAUGCCUGAAGCCAAGAAUACCCCUUAGGGUGGGAGAAAGCGACCCCGGGGCACUGCGCAGUGUGGCUGGCUCUCCAGCCUCAGGAGUACUGGGGACUGCCUGGGGGACGACUCCUAGGGCUGGGCGCCCAUGGGCCCUCCCCUGUUCCCACUGAGGCCCACGCAAGCCGGGCCUGAAGGGCGCGAGCGGCGUGGCUGGGGAGCUUGAGGGGGCGUUGGGCUCCCACCAAGCGCCAGAUCCCCUCGCGCCUCCAGCGCUCGCCCGCGCGGCUGGUUCAUUUGGGAUGCGGAGGUGCGACGGGUCCUCCGCGCCCGCCCGCCGCCCCUCCCGGCCCUCCGCAGCCUCGGCCCGCCCCCGCCGCAGAUAUAAAGCGGCCCAGGCGGUGGCUGCUCCGAGCUCCGACGCCGCCGCCCCCCAGCCAUCCCGCGUCCCCAUGGCCCGGUCCGCGACCCUGGCGGCCGCCGCCCUGGCGCUGUGCCUGCUGCUGGCGCCGCCCGGCCUCGCGUGGUACAAGCCGGCGGCCGGGCGCAGCUCCUACUCCGUGGGCCGCGCCGCGGGGCUGCUGUCCGGCUUCCGCAGGUCCCCGUACGGGCGGCGCUCUCAGCCCUACAGAGGGGCGGAACCCCUGGGCCGGGCCGGAGCCUCCCCGGAGCUGCAACUGCACCCCAGGCUGCGGAGCCUCGCUGUGUGCGUCCAGGACGUCGCCCCGAACCUGCAGAGGUGUGAGCGACUCCCCGACGGCCGCAGGACCUACCAGUGCAAGGCAGACGUCUUCCUGUCCCUGCGCGCAGCCGACUGCCUCGCCGCCUGAGCCCGGAACUCUCCUGGCACCAAUGGGGGCCCCCCCGUCCCCACCGUCCCACUCGGGGACCCCAGCCGGCGCGGGAUGGCGCCCUAGCUCUCCCCUACUCCACUCACCCCGCAGUUAAUGGCAAACGAAUAAAUAAAUGAGGCGGC